Molecule: messenger RNA, 412 nt
Organism: Drosophila sechellia
Lineage: Eukaryota; Metazoa; Arthropoda; Insecta; Diptera; Drosophilidae
Exons: 1
Coding region: 183-389 (68 amino acids)
Source: RefSeq, a predicted model, not a curated record
AAGACGCAGCCGGUUCUGUGUGAAUGGUGAAAUAAAAUUGGAGCCAAAAAUAAUAUUUUCUUCUUGUUCGAUUGUUAAGCUUUUUCCCGCGCCCACGCCAUGACCAACAGCGCUUGAUCCAAUUUACCAAAAGGGACGAUAAUUAUCCUCCGAAAACACUGAAGUUUACCCAGUUUCAACCCAUGUACGAGAUCCAUCAUCCUGUCAUCAUCAACAACAACUACAACGUGGUGGACAUACUGCAUCCGGAGAAUAUCGAAUUCGAUGGGCCGUCUGCGGCGCGAAAGAUGAUAAUUGGUUCAUUCUCGAUGUUCGUGAUCUUCUCGUACCUGCAACUAUUCUACAUCCUGGUGGCCAUCUAUCUGGCCCUGCAUCACGCACACCAUUGAUUUGAAAUCUCUGAAGGAUCAUG